AACCCCUUAUCGAUAAGACAUCCUAACAAAAUUUUGGCGGGCAUCCCAUCCCAACCACCAUCGCUUCCACUCGCGACUAAUCAUAGACGACUGCAUUGCCAGCAACAAUUUCCACAAUGGGUCGCGAAAUUCAGAAGAAGAAGCGUCGCUCUCAGCGCCAGCCUGUCCGUCAGCCAAACCGACCCAAGAAGGCCCUCAACCCGCUCGGUAACAGUACCGUGGCCGCCAACUGGGACAAGUCCCAGACCCUCGCACAGAACUACCGCCGGCUCGGUCUCUCCGCGCGCCUGCGUGGUCCCACCGGUGGAACAGAGAAAGCGCUUGGCUCGAAACCCUCCCACUCGGACAAAGACCCUCUGGCCGUGAAAAACAUUGAACCCGUCGUCGCCCUGGCCGAAGCCAAAGUCGAGCGCGAUGCCGACGGCAAGAUCAUCCGCGUCCUCUCCCGACCAAACCCCCUCAACGACCCACUGACCGCACUGAGUGACGACGAAGACGAGGCGAUGGCGGAGGAGAAGGAAUACGAGGAGUGGGGUGGCAUCCGCGAGACCGGCAACGAGACAGAGGUGGUGAAGGAGUUGAUCCAGCAGGCGAAGAACCCGGCGGAGAAGAAGCCCCGCUACCAGAGCUCCGGGGAAAGAGAAUGGUUAACGAGCUUGGUGGAGAAGCACGGGGACGACUACGACGCCAUGUUCAGGGACAGGAAGCUGAACCCGAUGCAGCAGACGGCCGCCGACAUUGCGAAAAGGAUCAAGAAGAUGAAGGCAUAGACAAAUAUGGCUGGCCGUCAGGCAUAACAUGGCAGGCGUUGGGGCGUUUUGGAAGAAUCAUCAGAUGGCGGGAAAGUCACUUGAUACAAAACUUGUCAAUUUCACAGCGCAUGCUACCUCUAUGAUGAUGAU
Messenger RNA from Emericellopsis atlantica, 902 nucleotides. Its product is annotated as ribosome biogenesis protein Nop16. The record is from RefSeq and is a predicted model, not a curated record. NCBI's taxonomy places the organism in Eukaryota, Fungi, Ascomycota, Sordariomycetes, Hypocreales, Bionectriaceae. Gene Ontology annotation, cellular component: nucleolus. The coding region runs from base 117 to 770 and encodes 217 amino acids. Gene Ontology annotation, biological process: ribosomal large subunit biogenesis. The transcript has 2 exons.